Pipistrellus nathusii (Nathusius's pipistrelle) is the source of this 642-nucleotide messenger RNA. NCBI's taxonomy places the organism in Eukaryota, Metazoa, Chordata, Mammalia, Chiroptera, Vespertilionidae. The record is from the annotation of a GenBank genome assembly.
AUGGGGAACGGAACCGAGGAGGAUUAUAACUUUGUCUUUAAGGUGGUGCUCAUCGGCGAGUCCGGCGUGGGGAAGACCAACCUGCUGUCCCGCUUCACUCGCAACGAGUUCAGCCACGACAGCCGCACCACCAUCGGGGUGGAGUUCUCCACCCGCACGGUCAUGCUGGGCACCGCGGCUGUCAAGGCUCAGAUCUGGGACACGGCCGGCCUGGAGCGGUACAGAGCCAUCACCUCUGCGUACUACCGUGGUGCGGUGGGGGCCCUGCUGGUGUUUGACCUCACCAAGCACCACACCUACGCUGUGGUGGAGCGCUGGCUGAAGGAGCUCUACGACCACGCGGAGGCCACCAUCGUCGUCAUGCUCGUGGGCAACAAGAGUGACCUCACCCAGGCCCGCGAGGUGCCAAGUGACGAGGCCCGCAUGUUCGCCGAAAACAAUGGGCUGCUAUUCCUGGAGACCUCAGCCUUGGAUUCCACCAACGUGGAGCUGGCCUUUGAAACUGUCCUGAAAGAGAUUUUCGCAAAAGUGUCCAAGCAGAGGCAGAACAGCACCCGGACCAAUGCCAUCACCCUGGGCAGUGCCCAGGCCGGGCAGGAGCCUGGCCCCGGUGGGAAGAGGGCCUGUUGCAUCAGCCUCUGA